AGUAUCAAACAAUUUCGCUUCUGUCCAUCAAAACAAUAGUAGUUUAUAUUUCACCUCUGGCAUUUCAAAUAGCAAAUUUCAGGUAAAAGGUUUAGAAACAAAAAUGUCGACAUUAAGUGAAGCCGAGCUUGCUCGAAUUGCACGCAAUCGUGAAAGAGCACGGAAUAUUAGGUCGUCGAAACUUUGUAAUCAUCCGUACGCUCGACAACAAGCCAAUGAAAGUGGCGAACAAUCAAAGAAGGAAGCACCAACGAAGAGCGUAACGCGUACCACGAAAUUGAUUGACAGUGGCGGUGGUUUUCUAAUCGAAAAAGAAGUGGUGAAUGAGACACCCGAAUGCCUUGAAAAACCAGAGGUUGUGGAAGAAGUCCUUCCAAUCCCUGUUCAAUAUGAAUCGUGUCUGGAAUGCAACGAUCAAUUUAUCGAAUCGUAUCUGCUGAAGAAUUUCGAAUAUUCGGUGUGUGACAAGUGUCGUGACCCAGACGAAAAACACUCUCUCAUUACACGAACCGAAGCAAAGAAUGAAUAUUUGCUCAAAGAUUGCGAUUUCGAUAAACGUGAACCGCCACUUAAGUGCAUCGUUCGCAAAAAUCCGCACAAUGUGCGCUGGGGCGAGAUGAAAUUGUAUCUACAUUUGCUGGUCGAAAAACGAGCUCUUGAAGUUUGGGGUUCGGAAGAUCGUCUCAUGGAAGAGCGUGAAUUGCGUGACGAAAAACGCGAAAAGACCAAGCUGAAAAAGUACAAUAAAAAUAUGAAGCAAUUGCGAAUGGAAAUGCGUAGCAGUUUGUAUGAUCGUACCACAAAAGCGCCACACACUCACGAAUACGGCGAGGAAACAUAUCACGAGGAUGAAGACAACUACACGCACGCUUGCACCAUCUGCGAUUUUGUUGAAACAUACGAAAAAAUGUAGGCAAAUGGCAAAGACACGAAAAUAUGAAUCGGAUUACAAGCAUCGAAAUAGCACAUUGAAUGUACAAUUUGUAAUAAGGAAUCAAACAGCGAUAUUAAUACUAAGAAUAGUCCCAAAUCACAUCACUAAUCCAUUGUUCUGUCUUAUAAUAAUAAUAAGCAUCUUCUAAGAAAUACCAUUACUAAAUAAUAAUAAAAAGAAAUCCGCAUGAAAUUCACAACAAUUCAAA
Molecule: messenger RNA, 1142 nt
Organism: Sitodiplosis mosellana (orange wheat blossom midge)
Lineage: Eukaryota; Metazoa; Arthropoda; Insecta; Diptera; Cecidomyiidae
Gene: Xpac
Product: DNA repair protein complementing XP-A cells homolog
Exons: 3
Coding region: 104-913 (269 amino acids)
Biological process (GO): nucleotide-excision repair involved in interstrand cross-link repair; UV-damage excision repair; base-excision repair
Cellular component (GO): nucleotide-excision repair factor 1 complex
Molecular function (GO): damaged DNA binding
Source: RefSeq, a predicted model, not a curated record